GUGUCUGGCGGCGGCUGCGGCUGCGGGGCCGGUGCGGGCGGAGGGGCGCAGCGGAGGGCGGCCCGCUCCCUCGCUCGCUAAGAUGGCGGCGGCGGCGGCGGCGGCCGUGGCGCGGCUGGAGGGCCGAGAGUUCGAAUACCUCAUGAAGAAGCGCUCGGUGACCAUCGGCCGCAACUCGUCGCAGGGUUCGGUGGACGUGAGCAUGGGCCACUCCAGCUUCAUCUCCCGGCGCCACCUGGAGAUCUUCACCGCUGCUCCCCCGCCGCCGCCACCGGCCGGCGCGGACGGGCCGCCGCCUCCGCCUCAGGGAGACCCCGCAGCUGCCACCGGCGGCGGCGGAGGGGACUUCUACCUGCGCUGCCUCGGCAAGAACGGCGUCUUCGUGGACGGCGUGUUCCAGAGGCGAGGGGCACCGCCGCUGCAGCUGCCCCGAGUAUGUACUUUCAGGUUUCCCAGCACAAACAUCAAGAUAACAUUCACAGCUCUGUCCAAUGACAAGAGAGAAAAACAGGAGGCCCCGGAGUCCCCAGUGAAGCCUGUGCAACCUCAGAUCUCUCCCUUAACAAUAAACAUUCCAGACAACAUGGCUCACCUGAUCAGCCCUCUCCCUUCUCCCACAGGAACUAUCAGUGCUGCAAAUUCCUGCCCAUCUAGCCCCCGUGGUGCAGGCUCUUCAGGGUACAAAAUGAGUCGUGUAAUACCAUCUGACCUACAUUUAAUGGCUGACAAUUCCCAGUCAGAAAAUGACAAGGAAGCAUCGGGUGGAGAUAGCCCAAAGGACGACUCUAAGCCACCUUACUCCUAUGCACAGUUAAUAGUACAAGCAAUUACAAUGGCACCUGAUAAGCAGCUUACACUAAAUGGAAUUUAUACGCACAUAACUAAAAAUUAUCCAUACUACAGGACAGCAGACAAGGGCUGGCAGAAUUCAAUACGCCACAAUCUCUCUCUGAAUCGUUAUUUCAUCAAAGUACCACGUUCCCAGGAAGAACCAGGCAAAGGCUCAUUCUGGAGGAUAGACCCUGCCUCUGAAAGCAAAUUAAUAGAGCAGGCUUUUAGGAAAAGGCGGCCUAGGGGAGUACCUUGCUUUAGAACCCCUCUGGGACCACUCUCUUCUAGAAGUGCCCCAGCUUCUCCUAAUCACUCUGGAGUGUUGUCUGCACACUCCAGUGGAGUCCAGACCCCCGAGAGUCUGUCCAGGGAAGGAUCUCCAGUCCCGAUGGAACCUGAGCCUAGUGCUAUCCAGCCAAAACUAGCGGUAAUACAAGAAGCACGAUUUGCACAGAGUGCCCCAGGAUCACCUCUAUCUAGCCAACCAGUUUUAAUUACUGUACAACGGCAGCUACCACAAACUAUUAAACCCGUCACCUACGCUGUUGCAACUCCUGUGACAACAUCAACAUCCCAGCAGCCUGUAGUUCAGACAGUUCAUGUUGUCCACCAGAUACCAGCUGUGUCUGUCACAAAUGUGACUGGAUUAGCACCAGCAAACACUUACACUGUAGCUGGACAGGCAGUGGUCACACAAGCUGCUAUGGUAACCCAGCCCAAGGUAGAACCUCAAGAGAAUGGAGACCACAAGGAAGUUAAAGUUAAAGUGGAGCCUAUACCUGCAAUUAGUCAUGCCACAAUAGGAGCUGCUAGUCGUAUCAUUCAGACAUCUCAGACCACCCCCUUACAGACAGUUACUAUAGUGCAACAAGCACCUCUAGGUCAACACCAGCUACCAAUAAAAACUGUAACGCAGAACGGAACGCACAUAGUCCCCAUCACCACUGCCAUACAAGGACAGGGCAAUGCUGCUGCUGCGAGUCCCUUGCAUAUGUUGGCCACCCAUGCGUCUGCCUCAGCAUCGCUCCCCACAAAGCGCCAGAACGGAGACCAGUCUGAACAGCAGGAACUCAAACGUAUCAAAACAGAGGAUGGAGAGAGCAUAGUCAUAGCUGUUAACGUGGACACCCCGUCCGUGGCAGUGAGUGAUAAAGGCAGCCAGAACUAGAAACUUAGGGGAGCUUUCUUUUCUGUUUUCUCUUUUUGUUUGUUUGUUUUGUUUCCUUUUUUUUUUUUGUUUGUGUUUUUUCUUUUUUUUAAAAAAACAAAAAACAAAAAACAAAAAACAAAACUCCAUGGUGCCAAAAGGAGACACUUAAACGUAACACCUAAAACGUUGGAACAUGUUCUCACGCAGUGGGGAAAGGGGCCCUGUGAUCAGACUUCAACUUUCAGCACUGAAAAAAACAAAAACCCAACACAGAUGGCCUUAAAACUUGGUAAUUUAAAGUCAAACUGCAAAACAUCUUGUUCCAGAGGCUGUGACCCCCGCUCUUCCCUGCCCCCUACUGAACUGUGUACACUGAGACUCCAGUGUUGGGGAGGGCUGCAGCUUUAACAGAAUCUCUAUCAGAUUAUUUUAAGGACUGAGUAUCUCAGUGUAACGGCAGCAUGAUAAGCGCUUAGUGUGAACUGGUUUCAAACGAUUGUAUAUUCCUCAAAGGGAACAGAGGCAAGGAGCCAUUUCCUACAUCUUGGCAGCUAGCCUUUCAUAAUGACCUACCCAAUGCAGUUGUUGGUAGAUAUGCAGUAUUUUGUUGUUCACAUGUGGAAUUAGAAAAAUUUUGAGGUGUAUUUUCAUUUCUUUGCAAAAUAAUGGGGUCUUUGACAUUUCAAAUCACUCCAUUUCUACUCCGGAAACUUUGGAAUCACACAAUACUUUUCAUGUGAAAUUUUGUUUGGUAUAAAACUGAAUGUAGGGUUUUUUUAACCAAUGGAAUGAUUUACUUUUGUCUGUCCUGUUAAAGUUCAGAUGAAGCUACUUUAUUACAUCUGCAAAUUUUCAUAUUUUAGCAGUUGCCUGAUAAAUUUAAUCAAAUUUUAUUACCAUGUGUAGUGAUCAAAUGCUUCUUUGGGCUUGCAUGUAACUGAUUAGAAAUUACAAUGUAAAUGAGCCGUUAACUGACGUAAAGAACUGCUAUGAAUUUGACCAGAGCUGCACUUACCUGUUUCUCUUUCUGCUACCUUUUGCUGUUUGUUACUUUGUGUUGACUUUGACUGUCCCUGGCAUAUUUUUCCAGUCUAAAGUAAAACAAGAGUCUCGCUUAAUAUUGUGUAUGUUUAAGAUAACAGACUGUUCUUCAUUUAGAAAGAUGAAAUUCUUUAUCACAAGUCCUUUUAAAAAGAGUAAAAUUAUCUUGUCAGAGGUAUAUUCGAUAUUUUUAAGCUUAAGCACCCAUCAGUAGAAAUUAAUCUGACCAGUUUCUCCGUAACACUUUUGGUGUCAUACACUGACCCUUUGGGGGGUCUCCAUUAAGAGUAGCUGUUGUGGUUUUCUAACAGUGGCUACCAGAUUUUUUGGUUUGGUUUUUUUUUUUUUUUUUUAAAGUGUGUGUUCUGCAGUUGAACAUUUUAAAAUGUAUUGGUAAUUUCUCACUUUAAUUGUGGUAAUAGAUUCCACUUUACAUUUCAAGAUUAAAUUUGAACAUAAGGCUGCUGUUCAGUCUUUAAUUCACAUCCUGUCUGAUUUCCUCAUGCAGUAAGGUGAGUGGAAGCUAGGUAGUUGGCUUCAUUUGAAUCUGAGUUUUGUCAUUUUCUGUAAUAAUGAUGCAUUAUUUAUAUUUCCUUUCUCACUAUGAAAGGAGGAAAAAAAAACCACAAACCUGUAUUUUCACGAUGGACUGAACAGUUUGGAGUGGUUUAUUUAGGCAGCUUUUGGGAACUAUUUACCUAAAGACCAAAUAUGAGAAAUCUGUACAAGUUAUGUGUUCAUCCACAGAAUGGAACUGUUACGAUGUCUCUGCAGAUAAUGCAUAUUAAAAAACUAUGAAACAAAACCUCUACACAAGCUGAAUUUAUAACAGGAAUUAAAAAAAAAACAGGCAAAGAAAAAAAAAAAGUAUAACCUGAAAAGCAACAUUUCUGUAAAACUGCAACAUUUUCUUUAGAGGUUUUAAAAAUAAUAAUAAUAAUUAAAAAAAAAAGAAGUAAAGUUUUAACAUACUUUUUUUAAGGAAAAAAAAAAAUAUCCAGUACUAGUAAUUUAAUUUGGUGUUGAAUGAAUUGACUAGAAUGUGGUUUAUUUUCAGAAGUGAGAAAUCUGUUCACAACUAGGGCUAGGUGAAUAAUAGUGUAUAAGAUUUUUUAAAUAAAAUUAAAUUUUAUUCAGCAAAUUAA
Pogoniulus pusillus (Red-fronted tinkerbird) is the source of this 4167-nucleotide messenger RNA. It is a transcript of the gene FOXK2, whose product is annotated as forkhead box K2. The record is from RefSeq and is a predicted model, not a curated record. Gene Ontology annotation, biological process: regulation of transcription by RNA polymerase II. NCBI's taxonomy places the organism in Eukaryota, Metazoa, Chordata, Aves, Piciformes, Lybiidae. Gene Ontology annotation, molecular function: RNA polymerase II cis-regulatory region sequence-specific DNA binding; protein binding; DNA-binding transcription factor activity, RNA polymerase II-specific. The coding region runs from base 83 to 1999 and encodes 638 amino acids. The transcript is spliced from 9 exons.